Molecule: messenger RNA, 1425 nt
Organism: Hevea brasiliensis (rubber tree)
Lineage: Eukaryota; Viridiplantae; Streptophyta; Magnoliopsida; Malpighiales; Euphorbiaceae
Product: putative disease resistance protein RGA3
Exons: 4
Coding region: 1-1425 (474 amino acids)
Biological process (GO): defense response to other organism
Molecular function (GO): protein binding; ADP binding
Source: RefSeq, a predicted model, not a curated record
AUGGCUGCAGCGAUUGUCCUCAGUUUCGUGGUGGAGGAAGCACUGGGUAGGGUGCUUUCAAGUAUCACUGAAGAAAUUAAACUCUUAUGGGGAUUUAAUGAAGAACUUAAUAGACUUCAAGGCUCGCUUAGUAUGAUUCGUGAUGUGCUACAAGAUGCAGAAGAGCAACAAGUGACACAAAUGGCUGUGAGGCAUUGGCUGAUGAAGCUCAAAGAUGUGGCUUAUGAUGUUGAAGAUGUUCUUGACGAGUUGGCCUAUCAAUCUCUAAAGGUGGAUAUCCAAAAUCGAGAAGAGACAAAAGUACACAACUUUUUUGCAUUCUCCAGAGUCUAUUAUCGUGUCAAGAAGACUUUAAUCUCCAGAGUGUUUCAUCUCAAAAUGGCCCACAAGGUUAAGAAUGUGAAUGAAACUUUGGAUAAAAUAAAAAAUGAAGCUGUUGGGUUUGGACUUCGAGUCAUAUCUGUAGAUAGAAUGCCUAGAAUUAAUUCUGAACUAGUCACGUAUUCAAUAAUUGACCACCCAAUUGUGGGAAGGGAAGUUAAUGUCUCUGAAAUUGUCAACAUGAUGGCUUGUUUCUGCAAUCAACAAGCUCUUACUGUUAUUCCCAUAGUAGGCAUGGGCGGUCUUGGAAAGACAGCUUUAGCUAAGUUGGUGUGUCAAGAAGUGAUGGAAAGGAAGUUUUUUGAUGUAAAAAUGUGGGUUUGUAUUUCUGAUGAUUUUGAUGACCAAAGAAUCGUGGGAGAAAUGUGGCAAACACUAAAUGCGAAUGCAGGAGGGAUUACCAAUAAGGGAGCAACACUUCAACACCUUGAGAGGAUUAGUAGAAACAAUGGGAAGGCUGUUAUUGUUACCACCCGUAGUGAGGAAGUAGCAUCUAUAAUGGAGACUUCUCCUCAGUGCAGGCAUAAACUGAAGUUAUUGUCCGAUGAUGAAUGCUGGUCAAUUAUCAAGGAAAGGGUGUGUAGAAAUGGAAGAACUUCAAUCCCUUCGGAUUUAGAGGUCACUGGAAAAGGGAUAGCCAACAGAUGUGGAGGAUUGCCAUUAGCUGCAAGAGUUCUAGCAAGCACUGCUUUUUGUAAGAAAUGGAAGUUUAAAAGCUUGCGAACUCUGAAGUUAGUUGUUGCAGAUAUCAAAGAGCUGCCAACUUCAAUUGGCGAGUUGAAGCAUUUGAGACAUCUUGAUGCCUCUUAUAAUGAAAUCAAAGUGUUGCCAGUGCUGAGAUUGGAAGGCUGCAACAAGUGUGGAGAAAUUCCAAGGCUUGGGCAUCUUCUUCACCUUAGAUGUCUUGGAAUUAGAGGAAUGAAUAGUGUGAAAAGUAUUGGCAAUGAGUUUUAUGGCAAAGACGAUGAACGCACAAGCAGUGGAUGGAGACUAUUUCCAGCACUAGAAAGAUUCUGUCUAGAACAAAUAAGCAGUUUAGUUUAA